CGCGGCGUCGCCGUCGCCCGCGGGUCCCGUGACCGUGCGCCCCGCCCGGAGCCGGCGCGGUCAUGCAGUCCCCGGCAGUGCUCGUCACCUCCAGGCGAGUUCAGAAUGUGCACACGGGUCUCGACCUGACGGUGCCGCAGCACCAGGAGGUGCGGGGCAAAAUGCUGUCCGGCCACGUGGAGUACCAGAUCCUGGUGGUCACCCGGCUGGCCGCGUUCAAGUCGGCCAAGCACAGGCCCGAGGAUGUCGUCCAGUUCUUGGUCUCCAAAAAGUAUAGUGAGAUCGAGGAGUUCUACCAGAAACUGAGCAACCGUUACCCCACGGCCAGCCUUCCCCCACUCCCCAGGAAGGUCCUGUUCGUUGGGGAGUCCGACAUCCGGGAAAGAAGAGCCGUGUUCAAUGAGAUUCUGCGCUGUGUCUCGAAGGAUGCCGACUUGGCUGGAAGCCCAGAGCUGCUGGAGUUCUUAGGCACCAGAUCCCCAGGGGCUACAGACCUUACCAGCAGAGAUGUCUCUGUCCUGGAUACACACAACCAGGCCCAGGAAGACGGGGAGGCUUUCGACUUCUUUGAGCAGCAGGACAGAGCAGAGCCUGAGGCUCUGCCCAUCCAAGGCUGGAAGGGCGAGGAUGCAGGAAAAUCCUCCGAGGAAGAAGAGGAGGCACUGGAUCCCCUGGGCAUCAUGCGCUCUAAGAAGUCCAAGAAACGCCCUGAAGUGGCUGUGAAGCCCAAACCCUCACCCCGACUCACCAUUUUUGAUGAGGAGGUGGACCCUGAUGAGGGGCUCUUCAGCCCAAGCUCGAAGCUCUCCCCCCAGCGCCCGGCAGAGGACGUGCCCCUCCAGGACCCCCUGAAGUUGUUCGAAGACCCUGACCUUGGCGGUGCUGUCCCUCUGGGUGACCCCUUGCUGCUGUCUGCUGCCCGUGAGAGUGGAGGGACCGUGUCCCACGUGGAGCUGUUCAGAGUUGAAGAGGACUUGGACCAGAUUCUGAACCUGGGAGCUGAACCCACAGCCAAGCCCCAGCCUAAGCCCAAGCCGCCAGUGGCAGCUAAGCCAGCGCUUCCCCGAAAGCCAGCCGUGCCCCCCUCAGUGGGCCCGCCGGAGGCCGUGGCGGAGCCGCGGAAGCAGCAGCAGCAGAUUCAAGCCAUGGACGAAAUGGACAUCCUCCAGUACAUCCGGGACCACGAUGCGCCCAGCCAGGCCGCCCCCAGCCUCUUCUGACCCUCACACCCCUGGACUGGCCCUGGGCUGGCAGAGCCUCUCCCCAAAGAGAUGUGCACCGAGGGGGGCCCCGUGCGCCACGGGGCCAGGACCUCUGCUCCCAGGGGAGUGGGUAGACGCCCAGGUCAUAGGACCCUGUACCAGCUUGGUAUUUUGUUUUGUUUUGUUUGCCUGUGGGGUCAGAGAACCCUGCAGGGCAUAGAAAGAGGAGUCCCCACAGGAACUGGGAUCAGAUUGUCUC
This is a messenger RNA of Lontra canadensis (Northern American river otter), 1461 nucleotides long. RefSeq names its product HCLS1 binding protein 3 (gene HS1BP3). Lineage: Eukaryota; Metazoa; Chordata; Mammalia; Carnivora; Mustelidae. The transcript has 7 exons. The record is from RefSeq and is a predicted model, not a curated record. Gene Ontology annotation, molecular function: phosphatidylinositol binding. Bases 63 to 1220 code for a protein of 385 amino acids.